Capsicum annuum is the source of this 646-nucleotide messenger RNA. RefSeq lists its product as uncharacterized. The transcript has 3 exons. NCBI's taxonomy places the organism in Eukaryota, Viridiplantae, Streptophyta, Magnoliopsida, Solanales, Solanaceae. The annotation marks the transcript as partial. The record is from RefSeq and is a predicted model, not a curated record.
AUGGGGUUCAGGGAGAGGUUUAUCGAAAUGAUUUGUGAUAUAGUGAAUAACAACUGGUACUCGGUUUUGGUAAAUGGGCAGCCGUAUGGUUUCUUUAAAUCUUCCAGGAGAGUAAAGCAGGGGGAUCCGCUGUCUCCCUCUUUAUUUAUUUUGGCUGAGGAGUUGAUUAUGGAGGUGCUCACAAAGUAUGAGAAGGCAUCUGGGCAGAAAGUCAAUAAGGAGAAAAGCGCAGUAUAUAUGCAUCACUUGGCGGAUCCUGUAGUGAUGGAAAGGGUGCAGCUUGUUACCGGGAUUAGUAGACAGGAAUUUCCUUUGACAUACUUAGGAUGUCCAAUCUUUUAUAGCAAGCGGAAUAUGUCAUUUUACUCGGACCUCAUUCAGAAAGUGCUGGGUAGAUUGCAAUCCUGGAAAGGGAAAUUACUUUCUCACGGGGGAAGAGCAGUUCUUAUUUGUUAUGUGUUACAAAGCAUGCCGAUUCAUUUGUUAUCGGCCGUCGACCCUCCUGAUUAUGUGGAACAACAAUUGUUGAGGAACAUUUUGCCUGCUGAUUUAGCUGAAUACAAAAUAGAAAAUAUCCAAAGUUCCAUUACAGCUGCUGGAACUGGAUACACCAUACUGAAUGCUCGAGAAUACUGGAGAAUUCUCU